AUGCAGUCACAGAAAAUAGUAUACUCUUCACUAACUGACUCCUCCUUGCAAAGCUCAACAGAUUGGCAGGCCAAUGUGCCACCAAAAUACACUUUACAUUUCCUUGGAUUGGCUUACAGUCCUGUUGAAUCAGAAAAAACUUUAAAAGUACUCAUCAUAUGCUGCAAAGAUUGCUCAUCACCUCUAGCAAAUAACAUCAGGUCAUCUGCGGUGUCGAUUGUUGGGCCUUUUCCUACUGCUGUUACCAGCUUGUUGGAUCUUACACGGCUGGAUCUCCAUAAUAACAAGUUGACAGGGCCUAUUCCUCCUCAAAUUGGUCGGUUGAAGCGUCUUAGAAUACUAAAUUUGAGGUGGAACAAACUACAGGAUGCAAUUCCUCCAGAAAUCGGAGAACUUAAAAGUUUGACGCAUUUGCCUCAAUCCAUUCUGAAGCAUUUUAACAAACACAUGGAGGGCGCUUUUGAAAUUGUCGUUAACGAGAAAAGCUUUGAUAAUUGUGUUGUAUAUACAAACUGUAGGGUUCUGAAUUCGUUCAAAGACUCUACAAGCAUAGAUUAG
This is a messenger RNA of Vicia villosa (hairy vetch), 558 nucleotides long. RefSeq names its product leucine-rich repeat receptor-like protein kinase PXL1. The transcript is spliced from 5 exons. The coding region runs from base 1 to 558 and encodes 185 amino acids. The record is from RefSeq and is a predicted model, not a curated record. Gene Ontology annotation, molecular function: protein binding. NCBI's taxonomy places the organism in Eukaryota, Viridiplantae, Streptophyta, Magnoliopsida, Fabales, Fabaceae.